AUGCUGGCUGGCCAGCACGAAGACGCCCGCGAGCUGAAGGAGAACCUGGACCGGUGAGAGCACGUGGUCUUGGACAUCCUAUGCAAUUACCUCUCGGGGGAGCAGCUUCGAGACUACCAGCAUUUCGUGAAGAUGAAAUCUGGUCUGCUCAUAGAACAGCGCGAGCUGGACGACAAGAUCAAGCUAGGGCAGGAACAGCUCAAGUGGCUUCUGGAGAGCCUCCCCACGGACUUCGUGCUUAGCAGCAGAAAGGGAGCAGAACCUCCAUCAGCCACCGGGACCAGCUGA
This is a messenger RNA of Podarcis lilfordi (Lilford's wall lizard), 288 nucleotides long. The record is from the annotation of a GenBank genome assembly. NCBI's taxonomy places the organism in Eukaryota, Metazoa, Chordata, Lepidosauria, Squamata, Lacertidae.